GAAAAACGGGCACAAAAUGAAAAAAAUGAAAGUGUUACAUAUACUUUUUGAUCGCAUCGCUGUGGACAAUGGGAAAUCGAUCAAUUGAAGCGCAUGACAUUGUAUAACGUCGCUCAUUGGGUAAUACACUAGUCUCAGGGGAUGAGGUAUAAAAACUACGAGUCGCCUCAAUUAUGACAACAGUUAGCUGACAAUUUGUGGAGGCAGACACAGACCAGACGCAGACCAACGGAAGGAAAAUCUAAGCAAUCGAGAUGGCAGCAAAGUUCUUCGUCCUGCUGUCGCUGGCCGUUGUUGCCCAAGCGGAGUACAACUAUAACGAGAAGGCAGCCACUGCCGUGAACACCCUGGAGCAGAGCUCCCCCAGCUCUGGGGAGGACUUCCUCAGCGACUACCACACGCCCAGCAACAAUGCGCUGAACUCCCAGGCCACUCCGGACGGUUACGACUAUGUGUCGCCUCGGACAAACCAAUUUGCAGCCGGCGGAAGCAGUUCGGCCAGUGAGCAUGCCUCGAAUCUGCUGCAAAGUGCAGCCAAUGCCGCAUCUGCAUCGGCAGCCCUCUUGCCUUCGCCACUGCCCGUCCUGCGCCAACACCAGGAGCCGGAGAACUUCCCGCCCGCUAGCUACAGCUUCAACUACGCCGUAAAUGACGACAGCACCGGCGACAUCAAGGAGCACAGCGAGACCCGCGACGGCUAUGUGGUGCGCGGAUUCUACAGCCUGAUCGAUCCCGAUGGCUACAAGCGCACCGUCACCUACACGGCCGAUGAUGUCCAUGGCUUCAACGCAGUUGUGAAUCGAGUACCAUAUGCCCUCAAGACCGUGGCUGUUGCGGUGGCCCCUUCAGUGGUACCGGACAUUGCCUUGGACGAGCGCUCCAAGCUGCAAACAGUAGACAUCACGCGGUCGUCGGGAGCUUCCUCUGUGGAAUCUGAGGGAUCUGAGGGAUCUGGAUCUGGAUCUGGUGCGUUCUCCCACGAUAGCUAUGACAAUGCCCCUCGUGGCCUGGACGCUUCUGGUGGUCCCUACGCCUGAGUUCUGCUGCUCUGCUAUGCGGUGCUUGUAUACUGCUUCAUUGUGUUCCAUCUAAUCCAUCUAGUUCUGUAGAUAUUCCAUUAAAUAUGAUUAACCAACACUGGUUUGAUUUGUCAACACCAACAUUUCGUGGCCCUAAGAAAUCAUAACUUUUGGUCAGUAUGAAGCUUCCUCGUUGGUAUUUCAACGUUUUCAAAGAAGCCAAAGUCUGUGUGGUGGCGUGUUCAAAAGGUUAAUUGUGCAACAAACAUAUGGAAGAUGCCUUAAAGAUGUAUUACCACUCGUCGAAAAAAACUGAAAGGUCAAAGCAUCACGCCUUGUGAUGGAAAACUCUUAGAGACUCGUGUUUACUAUUGGUUUCAUAGACGAAAUGAAAGAGUACCAUAUGCACUCCCCUCCAGGGGAUAACUGUUUGAAUGGUCUGGCAACAUCUGGCAU
Drosophila miranda is the source of this 1475-nucleotide messenger RNA. RefSeq names its product cuticle protein 18.6 (gene Cpr23B). The coding region runs from base 255 to 1037 and encodes 260 amino acids. The transcript is spliced from 2 exons. The record is from RefSeq and is a predicted model, not a curated record. NCBI's taxonomy places the organism in Eukaryota, Metazoa, Arthropoda, Insecta, Diptera, Drosophilidae. Gene Ontology annotation, cellular component: extracellular matrix.